AUGAAUUCAACAGCUCCUGUUUACGAGUCAGCUGGCGUGUUGUAUGCUGACACCGACUUCACCCAGUUGAACUGGCUGGAGACACAAUGGGCCGCGUGGUACCUGUGGAUAGGCAACCCAGUCAUCGCGACGGGUCUCAUGAGCUUCCUCCUUCAUGAAAUCGUGUACUUCGGUCGCUGUGUCCCAUGGAUCAUUAUAGAUGCCAUCCCAUACUUUCGGAAGUGGAAGCUGCAGGCGGGCAAGGUCCCAUCCCCUCAAGAGCAGUGGGAAUGUACGAAACAAGUGCUGUAUUCACACUUUACGAUUGAAUUGCCUCUGAUUUGGUUCUUCCACCCUAUGGCUGAGAUGUUUGGCAUGUCAACUUGGCAAGUUCCUCUGCCGGCGCUAAAGAUUAUGGUACCCCAAGUCGCGUUCUUCUUCGUCUUCGAGGACAUGUUCCAUUACUUUGCUCACCAAGCACUUCACUGGGGCCCUCUGUACAAGCACAUUCAUAAGAUCCACCACAAGUACUCUGCACCGUUCGGUCUCGCAGCUGAAUACGCUCACCCCGCUGAAGUUGCCAUCCUCGGUACCGGUACCCUUGCUGGACCUCUGUUGUACUGCUUCUUCCGCGGCGAUCUUCACAUUUUCACGAUGUACGUCUGGAUCACGCUCCGCCUCUUCCAGGCUGUCGAUGCCCACAGCGGCUAUGACUUUCCUUGGUCAUUGCAGCACAUUCUUCCUUUCUGGUCCGGUGCUGAGCAUCACGACUUCCAUCACAUGGCGUUCGUGAACAAUUUUUCGACCUCAUUCAGAUGGUGCGAUCGUCUGUUCGGUACAGAUGAUAAGUAUCGCCAGUACUGUUUGCGCCGGGCGGCCAUGAAGAAGGCCAGUGCAAAUCAAAAGGAUUUCAUUGCCUUGGAGAAGAAGAUGCUUGCCGAGAUCGAGGCGGAGGGUGUCCAGGCUGAGGCCGUAGCUGAGUCGUAUCGCUAUGGUACAAAAGAGAAGACCACAUAG
This is a messenger RNA of Fibroporia radiculosa, 996 nucleotides long. RefSeq lists its product as uncharacterized. NCBI's taxonomy places the organism in Eukaryota, Fungi, Basidiomycota, Agaricomycetes, Polyporales, Fibroporiaceae. The coding region runs from base 1 to 996 and encodes 331 amino acids. The record is from RefSeq and is a predicted model, not a curated record. Gene Ontology annotation, biological process: ergosterol biosynthetic process. Gene Ontology annotation, molecular function: C-4 methylsterol oxidase activity; iron ion binding. The transcript is spliced from 5 exons.